Molecule: messenger RNA, 1529 nt
Organism: Arachis ipaensis
Lineage: Eukaryota; Viridiplantae; Streptophyta; Magnoliopsida; Fabales; Fabaceae
Product: alpha/beta-Hydrolases superfamily protein
Molecular function (GO): epoxide hydrolase activity
Source: RefSeq, a predicted model, not a curated record
GUCCUUAAUUCAUUCCGUUAAAGCUGUUUUGUUUCAGUCUCCAACACCAACCACUCCUUCACUUAACGCCAUGAUCAUUCAAACACUUCAUUCCAGCCCAACCUUCCAUGGCUUUUCUAGCUUCCACUCACACCUUUCUUGCUCUUCAUCAUCAUCCUCACCAUUCCUUGCUAAACGCUUUCUCUCCUUCGUUCCAUUCCCUUCAAGAAAUCCCCUUCUCAAGUUCAAUUCCACUUCAAACGACAGCACUCCGGACCAAGGUUCGGAUUCAGCCUUAUGCAUGCAGCAAUCCGGUCCUUCAUCUGUUAGAUUGGGAGAUACGGAUUAUCUCCUUGAUGCUCCAGAAUCUGUUGGAGAUGGCUUCUCUUUUAGUGGAGGAAAAUAUUCAGAUGAGCCAAGUCCAAGUGAUGAGUGGUUUAAACAAGGGAAAAUGGUUAAAGCCUAUUCAAGUUCUGGCAGUGGCGAAAAGGCAAAAGAUCCAAUUUUCGGGCUCACUAUGGGUGCUGGUUCUCAAGCUAGUAGCGAUUUUUUCAGAUGGUUUUGUGUUGAAGUUGGAAGUGCAGAUAAUCCAUCAGUGAUACUAAUCCAUGGUUUCCCUUCACAGGCAUAUUCAUAUCGCAAAGUUCUUCCAGUUCUCUCCAAGGACUAUCAUGCCAUAGCUUUUGACUGGUUAGGAUUUGGGUUCUCUGAUAAGCCUCAACCAAGAUAUGGAUUUGACUACACACUGGAUGAAUAUGUGUCAUCAUUGGAAUCGCUUAUCGAUGAACUUGCUGUUACUAAAGUCUCACUUGUUGUUCAAGGAUAUUUUGCACCAGUUGUAGUUAAGUAUGCCAACUCUAAUCAGGAAAAGAUCAAGAACUUAAUACUCCUUAAUCCACCUCUAACAGCCCAACAUGCCAAGCUUCCUCCAACAUUAUCCAUUUUCAGCAACUUUCUGCUAGGUGAAAUAUUUUCACAGGAUCCAUUAAGAGCCAGUGACAAAGCUCUAACAAGCUGUGGCCCCUAUAAAAUGAAAGAAGAAGAUGCAAUGGUUUAUAGAAGACCCUAUCUCACAUCUGGCUCCUCAGGUUUUGCACUAAAUGCACUUAGCAGGACCAUGAAGAAAGACCUCAAGCGGUAUGUGGAGGAUAUGCAGAGAAUACUCAAAGACCAAAGUUGGAAAGUGAAAACAACAAUAUGCUGGGGACAAAGGGACCGUUGGUUUCGUUAUGAUGGAGUGGAAAAUUUCUGUAAGGAUUCCAAUCAUACACUUAUUGAAGUUCCAAAGGCAGGACAUCAUGUGCAAGAAGAUUGUGGUGAAGAACUUGGACAACUUAUUUAUAAGACAAUAAGAAGAAGGGACUACAUAUGAGCAUAUUUCCAAAUUUCUAAUUAAAAGAAAAAAGAAAAUUUGUUUCAGGGUCGCUAUUCUUCUAGUGAAACCUUUUGAAUUCAAUGCCAAUCUAUUAGCAAUGUAUCUUAUCCAAAAGUAAAUAUAUAUACUUACCAAAUUUUAAUUUUUUUAACUCCGAAAAGUGGAAAUUAUGAUA